AUGGCCGCAGACCGUCUGAACUCACUCCUGAGCCAUCUCAAGGGCAACAGCAGUGGACUUAGUGCCAUCACCCAGAAGAACCCCGACGAUGUGGUGAUCACCGCGUCCCUGCGUACCCCUCUCACCAAGGCCCGAAAGGGUGGCUUCAAGGACAGCGAACUUGACUACAUCGUGUAUGCGCUGCUCAAAAAGACCCUGGAAAAAUCAAAGAUCGACCCCGCCUUGAUUGAGGAUGUGUGCCUUGGUAACGUGAACGAGGGUAGGGCCGCCUACAUGGUGCGUGCUGCCGCUUUGGCAGCUGGAAUCCCGCACACCGCGGGCGCAUCCAGUGUCAACCGUUUCUGUUCCUCCGGCUUGAAGGCCGUCCAGGAUAUCGCGAACCAGAUCCAUCUCGGUUCCAUUGACAUCGGUAUUGCCUUGGGCGCGGAGCUGAUGUCUGCCUCUGGCGACCGUCUCGAGAAGCCAUUCAAUGAGGAGGUCAUGCGCAACCAAGAAGCUGCUGACUGUAUGCAGCCUAUGGGCCAGACUUCAGAGAAUGUUGGCAAGGACUUUGGCAUUUCCCGCGAACUGCAAGAUAAGUAUGCCGCAGAGUCAUACAAUCGGGCCGAGGCUGCUCAGAAGGCGGGCUGGUUUGAUGAUGAGAUUGUGCCUAUUCCUGUCAAGGUCAAGGACCCUAAGACCGGAGAAGUCAAGGAAGUUACUUUGACUGCCGAUGACGGUAUCCGAUAUGGUACUACUUAUGAGUCUUUGUCCAAGAUUCGCCCUGCCUUCCCUCAGUUUGGAGACAAGUCUACUGGCGGUAACUCCAGCCAGGUUACUGAUGGCGCUGCCGCCGUCCUGCUCAUGCGCCGAUCCAAGGCUAUCGAGCUCAACCAGCCUAUCCUGGCCAAGUUCUGCGGAGCCACCGUUGCCGGCGUUCCUCCCCGUGUCAUGGGCAUCGGUCCAACUGCUGCCAUCCCCAAGCUGCUGAGCAAGUUCCAGCUUGACAAGAAUGAUGUCGAUAUCUACGAGAUCAACGAGGCUUUCGCAUCCAUGGCCGUUUACUGUGUCAACCCUCGUGGUGGAGCCAUUGCCCUUGGACACCCCCUGGGCGCCACCGGUGCUCGCCAGAUCGCCACGAUCUUGAGCGAGGCCCGCCGUACCAAGAAGAAGAUCUUGGUCACGAGCAUGUGUAUUGGAACUGGCCAAGGCAUGGCUGGUCUGUUCGUCAACGAGCAGCUGUAA
This is a messenger RNA of Penicillium chermesinum, 1224 nucleotides long. RefSeq names its product putative 3-ketoacyl-CoA ketothiolase (Kat1) (gene kat1). Gene Ontology annotation, biological process: phenylacetate catabolic process; fatty acid beta-oxidation. Gene Ontology annotation, molecular function: acetyl-CoA C-acyltransferase activity. Gene Ontology annotation, cellular component: peroxisome. Lineage: Eukaryota; Fungi; Ascomycota; Eurotiomycetes; Eurotiales; Aspergillaceae. The transcript is spliced from 5 exons. The coding region runs from base 1 to 1224 and encodes 407 amino acids. The record is from RefSeq and is a predicted model, not a curated record.